This is a messenger RNA of Pseudoliparis swirei, 4941 nucleotides long. It is a transcript of the gene perm1b, whose product is annotated as PPARGC1 and ESRR induced regulator, muscle 1. NCBI's taxonomy places the organism in Eukaryota, Metazoa, Chordata, Actinopteri, Perciformes, Liparidae. The record is from RefSeq and is a predicted model, not a curated record. The coding region runs from base 685 to 3780 and encodes 1031 amino acids. The transcript has 3 exons. Gene Ontology annotation, biological process: regulation of DNA-templated transcription; response to muscle activity. Gene Ontology annotation, cellular component: nucleus; cytoplasm.
CAGCUUAACAACAAUGUACUGUGGCAACAUGCUUUGUUUUGGUUGUGUUGAUGAAGUAAUACUAACAUAAUAGACAAGACCUCUACUGACUUUGACGUAGAGCAGUUGAGGGGCAUUAUCGGCGAUACCUAAUAAUUCCACAUCUGAACAAUAAAGAAAAAAACGUUUACCCCGUCGAUAAAACAAUACUACUUGAAACUUAUUUGAGUAUUAUUUAAGUUGCUGUAAUUGUCAGGGAGGUGACAUAUUAAUAUGUAUAUCACAUUGAAUCAGUGACCCUCAGUAGAGUAUGUGUAUGUUUGUUAAGAUGAUACAGUACUGUUGUGGCCUGACAUUGCUUGUAUUACCGGAGUAUUUCGGGGUCUGUUAUGGAUCUUGUGACCACAAUCCUCUUGUGUUGCUUUGUUGUCCUCUGAGGCCCUUUGAGGUCUUUAACUCUCAAGCUUUACACUAAUACAGCAGUUUGUUGCGUUCUGCACGACAGUUUCCGAACGACAGCUGUUUACAAGUAAUGUUAAGCUCCAGAUAAAGACACGCUCUAUAUUUAACUCAAAUGUGUUGAUGGAACUUCAACUAUAAGCCUGCGGCGAAACCACAAAUUGCAUAAAGCCACUGAAUCUGCAGCCUUCUAACACUGAUUGAUUUUGUAUUUCUUUCAGAUUGAGGAGCAUGUGAGGCAUCAACAUGGAUGAUUUGGAUCACAGCAUCCACAUUGCAGAGUACGACUGGACCCGCUUCCACGAGGAGAGUGACCAGUGUUGUCUGCCUCAACCCUCUCUUGCCUGCCCAGAUAGCUCCAAUCUCAGUGAUUCAGAGGAUUCAAUGUCAGUCUUUGACACAGGCCAAAAAGGGCCACAGCAGAACUGUGCUGGAAACAGUGAUGCCGCUGAAAGCAGCGCGGCAGAAUGCUGCACGGAGGAAGAGAACUACUCAGGUUGUGUAAAGUAUAUAUCAGGGCAGAUUAUUCAGAGUGGUACGGGAGGAGGAGAAGAUGAUGUGACAACAGAAGCUGAAAUGUCUCUUGAUCUUUCUGUAGAAACUGCCUUCAACACCGCAGAGCACAUCACAGAAGACAACAUCACAACCGCACUGGAAACUGAGCCACCGAAUGUUCAGUAUUCAGAUGAAGAACCAUCAGAGCUGAAAGAUGAAGAUGGAGACGUGCAAAUGGAGAGUGACAUUCGGGAAUUCCAAUUCGUACAGGAGUCCGACCCAAUCUUUUGCAACCGAGGAGAGAUACAUGGGAACGAGUCGCACGCUUCAGGCCGAGCUGUGAGUGAGGAUGUGAUUGGUGGUGCUUUAGGAGGAGAAACAGAGCGCUGGUUCGUGACAGUGAAUGACAUUCCUGCACAACAACAACAACAACAACAACUGCAUGCUGCCUCUUUGAAAAGAAAACGAAGACAAAAGAAAACCUGUCAGGACAAUAACAUGUGCAGACCUGGACAGGAGCGACAUCUCGAAAAGGGCCUACAAUUACAGUUAAUUCAAGUCAAUUAUGAAUUUGAGGGAGGGACUGAGUAUGUCACACACAAAAAACGAAACUCUGCGAUAAAAUCUGGAGGCUCUCCAAGUGAUGAAGACGAUGCUGAGAUGGGAAUGGUUUCAGAUGCAUCACAAAUGUCUUUGACCUCUGAUGAAGAAGACAGUUUGUCAGAAAAACUGCAAAUGUCUCAUUUCCCCAAAUGUAAUGUCAUCGAGCCGAUGACAGACAGAACAUCACACGACACAUUUAUAGCCGGAGGCCGCUCACAGUCGGACAGUGUGGAGUCUGACGAGCUUGAAGACGUCGUCGAGUUCUUCUCCACUCACAGUUUCGAUUCUGAAAGCUAUCUGUCCGCUGCUGAAUCCGCGGAGGAACUGCAGCAACUUCUCGAGGAACAGCAGCAAUUGCAACGCUCAUUGUCUCUGACAGAAACCAACAACAUGUUAAAUCUCACUGAGAAUACCGAGGCAGAUGACACGCGGGACCGCGGCGUGCAUUCUGGCGACGGUGCUCUCUCUUGCAAUGUAACAGCUACCGACUCUGAAGGUCAUCGAUGUGCCAAUGCUCAGCCCACCCGGACAUUCCCAUCUGUCGGCCAAAGCGUUGACAGAAUGCCAGAUGACGACUCCACGUGUGACGACGACACACACGGCCUGCUGCCCUCCGAUGCGCACAGACUCCAACAACAGGAAAUGAGCCUUUCAGCGUCUGGUUGCUCUUCAGGAGAUCAUCUUCUCCCCAUUCCUGAUUUAACUGUCACACCUUGCUCUGUGGCCGACAGCCCUGAAACAUACGCCGAAGCUGCGGGCCACACUCGGCCUGUGUACGCCAUUUCUGCCUUUUGGGCUGAAAUGGAAAAAUGUACGAUAAAUGACAUUUUGCAGCUCAGGAUGGGGGGGAGGCCCCCGUCGAGGGAAACACAACACACAGUGACGCCAAACACAGACGACCUCAGCUCUUUGGAUGACGCGGCGGAGCACAAUUUGUCUGAUGGCGGUCUGAUGGACACAUCCGACGCCGCUGACUCCGACUAUUUCACGCAGCCUGAUGAAUCCAAGCCAGAUGGUUCAAGCUGUGAGUUUUCUACCUCCGAUAUUGAAGAUGAGUACUGGCAGUUUCUCGGCGCCAGUAGGGAUCCCAGUCCUGACCCUCAGAGCAAAAAACGACGAAGCACGAGUGACUCUCCUAUCUUCGUACAUGAGGAAGAGGAGUCCCCGAGCUCUGGAGGAAAGGAGACACCUGUGCCUUCAGAAGACUUUGUGAGGAAGGGAUUAGAGGAUCAAGACUCGAAUGCUUUAAUUUCAAGCCAACUGGCAGUGCCGAGACAAAUGACAAAAAGCAGAAGCGUGCACAAUGUACAAGCUCUCAACACAGAGGAUUUAUCUCUGCAGUUGCUACUUGGUGAUGACGAAAGGGGUCUGUUUCCCAGCAGCAGCAGCCCGCCACUGGAGGAAAACAUGGUUUUAAAAGCGCGCGAAAGCCUGUUGGCAUUAAUACCUGCGACAUUUAUGGAUGAAUAUUCUCAAAUAUUUUGCCCUGAAAUGUUUCAAUGCUUUUUGAGAGAGGAAAACACAAAGAGUGUCGGCGUCUGCGAGCCAGAGGACAUCUCAGUGGCUCCUGUGAUUGACUUCCCUCUUUGGAUAUUCAGGGAUGAAACGUCAUCGUCUUCCCUCCACGAGCUCCAGCGCAGCGAGGAGGAACCCAUCCCCAUUUUCUCUUGUUCUCAUCCCACUGUCAGAGAACUCACAUUCCCAAAUCCGCUCUUUGUUUUCUUGAGUAGCGACUGCCCGGAAGCUGAGGACAUUUCUCCAAUCAGAGUUGUUUCUCACUCUUUCAUCCAGGGCAGUGGUUGUGGGGCAGCAGGCACACAUGGAUUUCACUGUUGGAAAAGUUUGAUGAGGAGUCGCUUCCCGGACAAAGGGAGUAUCUGGUGCAGGAGAUCCGGCGCCUGGGUGUUUCCCGUUGAGGCCGAGAAGAUGACUAUCAAGACUUCUGAUCCACCAAUCACAGCGCUCGCUGAGAGAAGAGUCUCUUCACCUGCUUCUCAGUUGUUUCGAGAGCUAGCAGUAGAGCAGAUAGUAUUGGAAGCGAUAAAGACAAGAAGACGAGAGGGCAUCUUCUCCACACUGAAGCAGUCGGAUAUGUGUUUGGUCUGCAUUGCAUUUGCCUCCUGGGUGUUAACAUCUUCUGAUCCCGAAGCGGCCGAUACCUGGAAAGCAGCUCUGCUAGCAAAUGUCAGUGCGCUGUCGGCCAUCCAGUACCUGCGGAAGUAUGUGAAGAAGAAUCCCUCUUAAGAUGAUCCCGGAUACGUUUCAGAGAGAAGAGUCAUUUCCAAACGUUUUCACCUGGGUCCCUCCGUAAAAAUAUAUCGACUAUAUAAAUAUGUUGCAGUAAUACUUCUGCUGUCUCGGCGUAUGCAUUGGUUUCCAACACAGCAUGUAAAGGUAGAAGUUAGCCAACUUGUGUUUUGAGUUAUCUUCAGUCUGAAGCUAGUUAGCUACAUUUUUUGUUAAAGGAAGAAGUGAUAUGCUGUUUCUUAUUGUUCUUUCCUUGUGCUAAAGCACUUAUUUGCAAUAAAGCUAAUUAGAAAGAUAGUAAAAAAUAAGGAUUGGACAAAUUAGAUGUAAAAGAUACAUUUUCAAAGAAAAAAUAUAGAUACAUGUACAUUUAGUUUUUAAAUGUUGAAGGGCAUAUUUUCAGCAUCGGUCAAAUGUGCCCGCCACUUUUGUAGGUUACAUUUGCCCAGAAACUAGUCCAGUUGAUUAAGAAAAUAGUUUAGCUUUCUUUAUAUCUUAUUGAACUGAAUCAGUACACUGUAUAUACGAGACAUGAUACGAGACUAGAUAAGUUGGAAAGUAUUGCGGGACGGACUAACAUAAAGAUGAUUUUGCUCUUUUCAUUGGAUUUGUUGACAAUAAGAAACAUGUAUUAUCACCAGCAUUCUUUAAACAUGUAAACAUUUUAAACAUAAUAACUUUGAUGGGUUCUGGGUAAACCGAUGUUGAUGUGGACCAUUAUGUAAGCCAGAAGCUCGUACUUCUUUAACACAUGCCGCUGGUGAAUGUCAUGGCUUUGUAUGUCAUCAAGCUAACUUGUAACGGCAGCUUGUAGUUUAUCAGCAGAAGCAAAGUGUUUUGUGGGCCGUCUCGUAGAGCAUGAAAAAGAGGAUGAAACCUUAAGAAAGUUGUUUUGUUGAAAGAUAUUGGUCUAAUUUGUACGUAUCUUGUCAGAAAGUGUUCAGCAGGUGAGUAACAGGAGCUGUGCUUUAUGGGUAAGCAUCGUCUACGUGGUUCCCAAACCUUUUGGCAAGUGAGCAGUCAAAUGUAAGCUUGAAGAAACGCUAAUGCAUUUGCCUUUAUACGCAUCAGUAAAAUAACAUGUACAUAUCUGUUAGGUGUUGCUGUCUCAAAUGCUUUUAUGCAUUACCCAUAAAUGAUCCGCUGCUAUGGCUUUCA